Molecule: messenger RNA, 873 nt
Organism: Sorghum bicolor (sorghum)
Lineage: Eukaryota; Viridiplantae; Streptophyta; Magnoliopsida; Poales; Poaceae
Product: cytochrome b5
Exons: 3
Coding region: 251-658 (135 amino acids)
Cellular component (GO): intracellular membrane-bounded organelle; membrane
Molecular function (GO): heme binding
Source: RefSeq, a predicted model, not a curated record
UUCAUUCCCCCCACCCGACCCACCUUGACCAGGCGCCCCCCACCCCCACCUACUACUACUUGACCCACCUCCACCUAAAGCAAUCCAUCCUCCUCUGCUGCUCUCGUCUCGCUCGUCUUCGUCUUGCUCCAGCCGUCGGAUCGGAUCCGAUCCAAAGCAAGCAGCAGCCGGGAGGAGGGAGAGCCCUCGCCUCCGUCUCCCGCAGACGCCGCACCCCGUCCGUCACCAAAGCAAGAGGAGGAAGACGAGGAUGUCGGAGUCCAAGGUGUACACCCUCGAGGAGGUGGCCAAGCACAACACCAAGGACGACUGCUGGCUCGUCAUCGGCGGAAAGGUGUACAAUGUGACCAAGUUCCUGGAUGACCACCCUGGAGGUGAUGAUGUUCUGCUGUCUUCCACUGCCAAGGAUGCUACUGAUGAUUUUGAAGAUGUGGGGCACAGCACCACUGCUCGUGCAAUGAUGGACGAGUACUUAGUCGGCGAAAUUGAUGCAGCCACAAUACCCACCAAGGUGAAGUACACGCCCCCCAAGCAGCCACACUACAACCAGGAUAAGACCCCAGAGUUCGUCAUCAAGAUCCUCCAGUUUUUGGUCCCCCUGGCAAUAUUGGGCUUGGCUGUCGCUGUAAGGAUCUACACCAAGUCGGAAUCUGCCUAGUUUGCUGUCAAUGCUUAAAUGAAAGAUCAUGAACUGAAUAAGUUAGUGAGGAUUGCAUCGUGUACCAGCAUCGCCUGUCAUUAAUUCAGAAACUUCAGUCUUUGCUGUCGAAUGGUUGUGUGAGACGUCUAUUGGUAAAGUGAGACCUGAAUGGAAUUGAUGGCUGUUCUCUUAUAUUUUUAUUUGUUUUUGAGGAAUGUAGUGAUUUACCUUAU